Molecule: messenger RNA, 689 nt
Organism: Colletotrichum godetiae
Lineage: Eukaryota; Fungi; Ascomycota; Sordariomycetes; Glomerellales; Glomerellaceae
Exons: 1
Coding region: 287-676 (129 amino acids)
Source: RefSeq, a predicted model, not a curated record
AAAGUAUAUGUAGUCUUUGAUUGACUACAUCAUCCUAAAUUAUCAAUUCUAGGCUUAGAAACACCAGCAACAGCGGCACUGAUUUCACACCUCCGCACUCACUUCUCGUUCAGCCAGUAUCUUUUUUGAAAACUUGGACAGCUGAAGCAAGAACGAUGGCAAAAUUCUCAACCAGGCCGCCCUGCCUCGCGCGAUCCAGUCCAUCAUAGAUAAAGAUGAGAUACGAACCGUCAUCCAUCGAUUCGCUCGUGGCGCAGACCGCUUGAUUCGCGACGUCGUGCAGUCAAUGUAUCACGAAGAUGCCACAGACAACCACGGAACCUACAACGGCCCAGCCAAAUACUUUUUCGAUUCAAUGGGCUCUGAUUCAAUCAAGGCCGCUCACCAUCAGAUCGGCCAAUCUCUCGUUGAAAUUGAAGAGGACGGUCGCAAGGCGCAUACCGAAACGUACUGCACUGCGACGACAAUCGCUGUGGUCGGAGGAGAGGAGAAGUGGACGACAUUCUUGGUGCGUUAUGUUGACAAUUCGGAAAAGAGAGACGCUGAAUGGAGGAUAACUCACCGUUUCUGCACGUUUGAUGAUGCGUCUGACGCUGCUAUUCUGGGAUAUCUGCCGAAGGAAAACCUAGGUACCCGCGACGGAAGUGAUUACUCUCGAAGCGUCUUCAAGGAUUAGCCGAGCCCAAGAA